This is a messenger RNA of Notolabrus celidotus (New Zealand spotty), 2716 nucleotides long. RefSeq names its product solute carrier family 10 member 2 (gene slc10a2). The record is from RefSeq and is a predicted model, not a curated record. The transcript is spliced from 6 exons. Gene Ontology annotation, biological process: bile acid and bile salt transport. Gene Ontology annotation, cellular component: apical plasma membrane. Bases 197 to 1303 code for a protein of 368 amino acids. Gene Ontology annotation, molecular function: bile acid:sodium symporter activity. NCBI's taxonomy places the organism in Eukaryota, Metazoa, Chordata, Actinopteri, Labriformes, Labridae.
AAUGCUAGGCAUAAAGCUAGAGUGAGCUGAACAGUUCCUCCCAGUGUCACCAUCAUCCUCUUGGACAUCAGAGAGGGAGAUACAGAAGCAGUCUUGUGGAAACUAAGAAGUACAAGAUCUCUCGGAACUUUGGUGUGGUCUUCUUUCAAAUUGGAAGCAACGGAUUCUCUGCCUUCUUUCCGUUAAAUUCUCCACGAUGUCUUGUGACUCUCUUGCAACAAUCUGCUCAGGCACAGACUGCCUCAUUCCUCCCAGUAACUAUAAUGAAAUUCUGAGCCUGGUGAUGAGCGUUGUGCUCACGACGAUGCUCUCCAUGGUCAUGUUCGCCAUGGGCUGCACCGUCGACGCCAAAAAGCUGUUGGGCCACAUCAGGAGACCCUGGGGGAUUGUCAUCGGCUUCCUCUGUCAGUUUGGUAUCAUGCCGUUCACAGCCUUUGCCCUGUCGUUGGCCUUUGGUGUGCUGCCUGUUCAGGCUAUUGCCAUCAUCAUUAUGGGCUGCUGUCCUGGAGGAACCGGCUCCAACAUCAUCUGCUACUGGUUGGAUGGAGACAUGGACCUCAGUAUCAGUAUGACAGCCUGUUCCUCUAUCCUGGCCUUGGGGAUGAUGCCUCUCUGUCUGCUCAUUUACACCUCCAUCUGGACCUCCACCAGCACCAUCCAGAUCCCAUACGACAGCAUCGGUAUCACUCUUGUUGCCCUUCUCGUCCCGAUUGCUCUGGGGAUGUACGUGAAACGCAGGUGGCCCAAAGCGGCUAAAAAGAUCCUCAAGAUCGGAUCCAUUGCUGGCUUUCUGCUCAUCAUCAUCAUCGCUGUGAUUGGAGGGAUUCUCUACCAGUCCUCCUGGACCAUCGCACCAUCCCUGUGGAUCAUUGGGACUAUUUAUCCCUUCAUUGGGUUUGGUCUGGGGUUCUUCAUGGCCCGCUUUGCAGGUCAACCCUGGUUCAGAUGUCGAACCAUUGCACUUGAGACGGGUUUCCAGAACUCUCAGCUGUGUAGCACCAUCAUCCAGCUAUCCUUCAGUGCCUCUGAGUUGGAGGUCAUGUUUGCAUUCCCCCUCAUCUACAGCAUCUUCCAGCUUGUGGUGGCUGUCAUGUCUGUGGGAGGCUACCAGGCAUACCUAAAAUUUCUUGCUAAACAUUCAGGCGACACAGACAGCGAGGCUCCUUCCCUGGAGGCGGGUGGCGAUGAACCAGAAAAGAGAAAGGACGGAGCUUUGGACAAUCAUGCCUUUGAGUUAAAUGAGAAUACUGGCAGUGAAGAGAAGGGUAAGGGUUUUAAGACCAACAGCAACACCAAGCUGUGAAGUUAUAAACCUACAAAGUACAGACUUUGGACUGGCAGGAAGAAGCAUCAAGGGCCACAGCACUACUGAUUACAACAGCCUCCCUCAGUUGUGAACACACACUGCACUCUGCAGGCCGGAGGUGUGCACUACACGUCCUGUUCUCCACGUGGGAAGAAAAUGUUCUAUCACAAGGAUGCUGCAUGUGUGGCAUCAACAAAACAUUUACAUCACAAGAACCACUGUAUUGUAUUUUGUGAUUCUGUUUUAGGGUAUGAGCUCUUCCUUUCUCUGUACCACGUUUAACCUGAGUCAUAUUUUUACUUAUGUUGGAAACCUUUAGGCACCUUGGAGUUUGAAUUGCUGCUUCCCAGUGGAGCAAAUGUGACCAGUCAAAAUAUGUCCCCUAAAAGUCCUUGUUUUUGUCACUGACAGGCUCAGAUUGCUAUCAUACCACACUCAAACUAGAGUUCAUGCCUGUCAGUGGCAAACCAUGAACUUUCAGAAGAUGUGUGCUGCACUUCCUCUCAGGAACUGUGCAGCAGCCACAGACCAUUUUGCAGCCGCUUCAACCUUCCUUCUUUUAGUGCCCAUAUUUUUAGGGUCUAACAACCUAUAAAUGAUAUGGAACUCCAAAAAAAUGUGGCUAGGUUUUAAAAUAUUGGAAUUAUCCUUUGAACAUGACCUGCUUCUCUCUGCAUCCUGUUUUGCCUCUUCCUCUCGUUUACUUGCGUUGGAUUUUGCUCGUCUUUAUACAUCAAAUUGAACAUUUAAUGCUGUUUAUGUGGAUUUACCAACAGAUAUGUAGCACACUGUAGUUCUCUCUGUUUAGAGUAUACAUUAGUCAUAUGCAGGGGCGGUCUGUAAUGCGUUAUGGAUUUAUAAAACAUAUAUUUUUUAUCUUUAACUUAUAUUCUGAUGUACUAGAGCGACUCUGGCACUCGAGCCCUGAUCAAACUCCUGCUGUGUGUGUUCUCUACACGUUCAGCUCUUCUUUACCUCAUGUGUGCUUUAGUGGAUAGAGUAGGAGUCUUAAAAAUGUCAAUAAAUAAAAUAAGUCUUUAAAUAAAAAAGCACUAAUAGACUUUUUUGGCUCAUAAAUGCUUACUUUUUAAACAUCUGCAGUAAAAAAGAAACGGAUAUACGGUUAUAAUCCCAGAUUAUUUAUGAUACUUUUUCACACUUUAUAACUAAUUUAUUAUUCCUCAGUCUUGUGCAGAACUAAACUCUUUAUUAAAUUUAGAUGACUUAAAGUCUAUUGAGAGCUUCUUUCACUAUGUUUAUUAACUAAAUAGGAAAACCCUGUUUUACAUGUUGAAAUAAAGUAACUUUAUCCAAAGCCUUUUACUUUUUUUGCUGUCAGGUGUGUUGAUGAUUUGUAUUUUGAUAUGAAUUUGAGGGUCAGGAUUCAGCCCAAUAAACAUGCAUAUUUGG